GGGGGUGAGGGCGGGCGGCGGGGCGGGGACGCCGCGAAAUGGCCGCCAGCCCCCAGCCCGCCCCUGAGGCCGUCACUGCCGGCCGCCGCCCCGCCUCGCCCUCUCCCCGCUGCCGGUCUUCUUCCCCGGCAUGCGGAGCGGCGGCGGCUGAGGCUCGGCGCCUCCGAGGCCAUGUCGCCGCGGGCCGCCUUUCCCGGGGAGGUACGGCGGGCGUCCGCCUCGGCGUGCAGCCGAUCCCGCCUGCGGAGCGGCAGCACGGUGCUGCUGCCCUCCAUGCUGAUGUUCGGCGUCAUCCUGGCCUCCAGCGGUCUGCUCUUGAUGAUCGAGAAGGGCAUCCUGGCCGAGGUGAAGCCACUCCCAUUGCACCCGGCUGCCGGGGAGGUUUCCCGGCGGGUGGAGACUCAUGGAGGGGAUCUGGAGCAUGAGGUGCUGCGGGACAUCCGGAACCGCACCAUCCGCUCAGUGUGCGGGCAGCGGGCCAUGCCCCGCAGCAUCUGGCAGCUGCCAGCCGGGCAGCGGCGGACGGUCCUCCGUCACCUCCUGGUCAGCGAUAAGUACCGCUUCCUCUACUGCUACGUGCCCAAGGUGGCCUGCUCCAACUGGAAGCGCAUCCUGAAGGUGCUGGAUGGGGCGCUGGAGAGCGUCAACGUCAAGCUGAAGAUGGACCACAAGAGCGACCUGGUGUUCCUGGGGGACAUGACGCCCGAUGAGAUCAACUACCGCCUGAAGAACUACUACAAGUUUGUCUUUGUGAGGAACCCGGCUGAAAGGCUGCUGUCGGCCUACAGGAACAAGUUUGGGGAGAUCAAGGAGUACCAGCAGAAGUAUGGGGUGGAAAUAGUCAGACGGUAUCGAAAGAAUGGGGGGAAGUCGGCAGGCGACGACGUGACCUUCUCCGAGUUUCUCCGCUACUUGCUGGACGAAGAGGUGGAGAGGAUGAAUGAGCACUGGAUGCCCAUCUACAACCUGUGCCAGCCCUGUGCCGUGCGAUAUGACUUCAUCGGCUCCUAUGAGCGGCUGAAUGAGGACGCCAGUCGUGUCCUGGAGGAAGUUCAGGCUCCGUCCUUCAUCCGCUUCCCAGAAAGGCAGUCAUGGUACAAGCCGGUGACAGCAGAAACACUCCAUUACUACCUGUGCAACACCCAGCGCAGGCUGAUAAAAGAGCUGCUCCCAAAGUACAUCCUGGAUUUCACUCUCUUUGCCUAUCCCCUUCCAAACAUCACCAGCGAAUUCUGCAGGCAGUGAGGUGGUUUUUUGCUUUAGGAUCUGGAGUAAAUUCUGCAAGGUUUAGCUAAGACAGCGGUGGAGUGUUGCUGCAGGGCAGGGGAAGUUCAGAUUGGAUACUAGGAGACAUUUCUUCUCUGAAGGAGCCAUCAGGCACUGGA
This is a messenger RNA of Centrocercus urophasianus (Greater sage-grouse), 1385 nucleotides long. RefSeq names its product carbohydrate sulfotransferase 14 (gene CHST14). The record is from RefSeq and is a predicted model, not a curated record. Gene Ontology annotation, molecular function: sulfotransferase activity. Gene Ontology annotation, biological process: carbohydrate biosynthetic process; dermatan sulfate proteoglycan metabolic process. Lineage: Eukaryota; Metazoa; Chordata; Aves; Galliformes; Phasianidae. Gene Ontology annotation, cellular component: membrane.